Molecule: messenger RNA, 1727 nt
Organism: Cucurbita pepo subsp. pepo (vegetable marrow)
Lineage: Eukaryota; Viridiplantae; Streptophyta; Magnoliopsida; Cucurbitales; Cucurbitaceae
Product: homeobox-leucine zipper protein ATHB-16
Biological process (GO): positive regulation of DNA-templated transcription
Cellular component (GO): nucleus
Molecular function (GO): sequence-specific DNA binding; DNA-binding transcription factor activity, RNA polymerase II-specific
Source: RefSeq, a predicted model, not a curated record
CACUCUAAUAAUGCAGUAGAGAGAGAAACGACCAAAUUCAAGAGAGAGAGAGAGAGAGAGAGAGAGAGAGAGAGUUCUUCUUGGGCAAUGAAUCAACCAAUCCUCUGUUUCUUCUUCUUGUUCUGUCGGAUAAGUUUUUGGGUUUGAUUUUGGCAUUCGUGAGGGUCGAUUUGAAUUGGGUUUUGUUGUUUGAAUCUGAAUUUUGAUGGGUUCAGAGAGGGAAGGAGGAUCGAAGAAGAUUGAGAAAGAUCCAGGAGAAACAACAGGGAAUUUGUACAGAGUCGGCAGAGUUUCACUUAUGGAACGUCCUCUGUUUCUUCCAUUAACUCCAAAGCUUUCUGCUACUUCCAACCAUUGUUUGAGCUCCUAAAAAUUCUCUCUUUACACUUCAAAUAAACAACGCCACGACAGUUUUAUUAACGGGAUUUGAUCCGAUUCUGGGAUUUGUUUCUUGAAUUUCUUCCGUCAUGAAGAGACAUGGCAGCUCAGAUUCCUUGGGAGCUCUGAUGUCCGUCUGUCCUACUUCAGAGGAACAGAGUCCGAGAAACCGCCAUGUUUAUGGCAUGGAGUUUCAGUCGAUGUUGGAGGGCUUAGACGAAGAAGAAGGGUCCAUGGAAGAACACUGCCAUUUGGGCGGGAAGAAAAGGAGACUGGGCGUAGAUCAAGUCAAGGUGUUAGAGAAAACAUUCGAGAUUGAAAACAAGCUCGAACCAGAGAGGAAAGUGAAGCUCGCUCAAGAACUUGGCCUGCAACCGAGGCAAGUGGCUGUUUGGUUCCAAAACCGCCGUGCCCGUUGGAAAACUAAGCAACUCGAAAGGGAUUAUGGCGUUCUCAAAGCCAAUUAUGACACUCUCAAGCGUAGCUUCGAUACCCUUCAACAGGAUAAUGAUGCUCUGCUCAAACAGAUUAAGGAAUUGAAAUCAAAGAUUCAGGAAGAGAAGACGGAGAGCAAUUUAUCAGUAAAGGAAGAGAUUUUCGCUUUGGAAUCGGACACUUUUCUAAUAGAACAAACCAACAAUUCUCUACCAGUGGAUCUUAUUUCUCUUCCAGCUGCUUCCGAUCAAUCCGAUGACUUCAACUACGAGAGCUUCAAAUCCGCCGCCGUCGCCACUGACGUCGACGGCGGUAAUCAGAGAGUUGAAGUCUCAUUGUUCCCUGAUUUUAAAGAUGGGUCAUCGGACAGUGAUUCAAGCGCUAUAUUAAACGAAGACAACAGCCCAAACGCUGUCGUUUCAUCUGCGGCUGCUGGAAUCCUUCAAAGCCACCACCAAAUCCUGUCGUCUCCGGCGUCGUCUUUGAACUGCUUCCCGUUUCAAAAGGCUGCUUAUAAUAAUGCACAACCAUUUGUGAAAAUUGAAGAGCAUAAUUUCUUCAGUGGAGAAGAGACCUGUAAUUUGUUCUCCGAUGAACAAGCUCCCUCUUUGCAAUGGUGCAUCCCCGAUCAGUGGAACUAAAGAAACCCGCCGCCCAAAAAAGGAAUUCCGAUCACCGGAGAUAAUCUAGUCCUCGUAAUUUGCACUGUGCAGAUAUUAAUAUCAAUAAAAAAAAAAAAACGGUGGGAUUGGUCGGAGAAGGAUCAGCUGCCGGCUCCGACGAGAGAAAGACGGUGGAGAGAGAGUCUUCAUCGGAGUGAAGCUGUAAAAAGGAAACUUUUAGAGUUUGAUCUCGAUGAUUAGAACGAAUGUUGUAAUGAACAAAUAAUCCUUCCCUUUUGCUUUUUUAUUUUA